GAACGGACGCGACGUGACUUCGGCUCGUGACCCGGUUAUACCCCACACCAACACCUUCAAAGCUUCAACUGCUCAAAAUAUCACUCAGAGCUCGGAACUAUCGUUUGGACAAAAUCAAACAUGAACGCUUCCUUACUCAAUCCAUUUACCGUUACGCACCCGACUGCUGUACAAACCUCCCUGGUUUCUGGUGCAUCGUUUGCUCGGUUUGAUUCAACUGGAAAAUUCGUCGCGGCAGGCCGGUCGGAUGGCUCAGCUGCUAUUUGGGAUCUCGACACCCGUGCUGCUAUACGGUGGUGUGAAGGUCACGUCAAGGCUGUAACAAGCGUCGACUGGUCGCGGAAUUCACGCUAUGUCCUGACGUCGUCCAAAGACUGGAACGUAAUUAUAUGGGAUCUAGCUUCUCCAGUGGAUCCUCCACAACGUCACAAUACGAUACGAUUUGAUGCACCAGUCGUCAGCGCAUAUUUUCAUCCAAGAAACAGUCGCGUAGUGCUUGCACUACUCAGCACGGGUGAGGCAUACAUGGUUGACUCGCGCAAGGAGCACAGAGCGAGAGUGGAGUUGUGCGAAGCCUUAAGCGAAGAUGAUGACGACGAACGGGCACGUUCCAUCAUGACUACCGCGCGAUUUGAUCCGUCUGGCAGGCACGUAUUUGUCGGUACUUCCACCGGGAACGUACUUGUAUUCAAUAGCAGAACGAAAACUAUGGUCGCACGGCAUCGCAUAGCAGGUGCAGGUAGCAUGAAGAGUCUGGAGUUCGCGAAGGUUGGGCGACGCUUUGCUACUAAUUCCUCGGAUCGCACCAUUAGGCAAUUCAUCCUUCCCACUUAUCCUUCACCCAUCGUGGGUGUCGAAUGCGCGAUUUUAGAAACAGAGCUGGAGCCUACUCAUAGAUUCAACGAUCCCAUCAGCAAGGUCUCGUGGCACGCUAUGUCUUAUAGUCCUGACGGGGAAUGGCUCGCUGGAGGUGCGGCAGAUCCAGCGACGCACAAAAUCUACAUUUGGGAUAUUUCAAAUGACGGUCAAUUUGCGACCGCUUUGGACGGCGGUAGAGAACCUCUUAUUGAUAUCCAUUGGCAUCCACAAGCCUCUCGGCUUGCCUCAACAACUAAUCAAGGUUCUGUACUCAUUUGGCAUUGUCCCUCUCCAGAGCGGUGGGGUGCCUUUGCCGGCGGCUUCGAAGAAGCAGAUGAGAAUGUGAUGUAUGAGGAGGGAGAAACUGAAUUUGAUAUUGAGAAUGAAGUUGAACUCGCAAUGCGGAAAAAGCUCCAGGAAGAUGAACAUGUUGACAUAUUAGGUGGCGUUGAUGACGUUGUUGAUCACAAGAUGAAUGGGGUUGCAGGAGAUCCUGGUGAUGAAGACCUCGAAUGGGCUGAUGACGAGCCGGAUGAUGAUUGGCAGGGGUGGAGAUUAAAGGUGAUUAUGGUUGAUGAUGACGAUGCUUACUAGGGUUAUCGAUUUGUUUUGCUUAUUAUUGUUAGGACCAUCAGCUUUCUACGGCUCCUGUCUGAGUAGGCAGCUUGUUAAGGUUUGAAUUUCUUCGGUUAAUAACGCCGAUGUUGUUUCCUGUAGCGUGAUAUGG
Messenger RNA from Suillus clintonianus, 1585 nucleotides. Its product is annotated as WD40-repeat-containing domain protein. Gene Ontology annotation, cellular component: Set1C/COMPASS complex. The coding region runs from base 121 to 1452 and encodes 443 amino acids. Lineage: Eukaryota; Fungi; Basidiomycota; Agaricomycetes; Boletales; Suillaceae. The transcript has 10 exons. Gene Ontology annotation, molecular function: protein binding. The record is from RefSeq and is a predicted model, not a curated record.